UCGUAGAGCGACACUUCGUCAUUUUCGCAUCCGUGCGAAAUCCCGAACGAACAAGCGGAGCGAGCCGCGUCGCCAUCUUUAGGAACGGUACCGACUAUCUCCGCUAUCGCCGCCUGCUUCGCUUUAAGAGCUUAAAAUCAGUCCGCGACUAUAUUAAAAGAAUUCGUGUGUUUAGUGCGAUAGCGCGUACUUUGUUUUCUAUCGCGAGAAGAUGCGAUACACGUUUGUUCGCGAUGUUCAUUUAAUACGUCCGAGUCAAAGUUUGUGGUGUGCGUGUCGUGUAAGUUGAGCAGACGACGUUUCGCAAGCGUUCCGAGGGUUGAGAGCGAUCGAAACCGACGUCAUUCUCUCGUUCCGUUCGACCCUUGUUUCAAACUGUCGUUCUCGAAUUGCGAUUUAGCUACUCGGUACUAUUACUGUGAGAACCCACUAGUGUUUAGUGUUUUGAUUUGUCAAACCAGUGGGACAAACACGUCAAAGAAAGUUGCUGCGGUGUACGAGAGUACAGCGACAAGUUAAGGCAGAAAUAAAGAGAGAAGGAUAAGAAAGGAAAGACUGAGACAGCUCUAGUAGACGACGACAACGACGGGCUAGUACAAUUGACAGGAAAGAUGGCGCAAGGUGCGGACGAGGAUUAAUGCUGACCCAUUUUUCCGCGCGAAAUCGCUCGGUCUCACUUUGUCAUACAAUUAAGGGACCACGAAGGUUUAUACCGAGUGCGAGAAGUCGUACGGUUGUUAUUAAGUGAAUCGAACACUGGCGAAAAAAGGGAAGGAUAGUCCGCCAUCGGUAGGAGUGUAUCCAUCGUGCAGUGCGCGCGUGUGCCCUGUUCUUGCGUAAGUGUGAGUGCUCUCUCGGACGUUUAUAGGUCUCGUAGGGCCAGCAUUGACAAGUAUCGGAUAGAAACAUUGCGAAUCGUCGGUGACUUUAGGAGAGAGUACGGAUAGUGGAGGAAAGUAAUAGAAGGUAGCAACAAUUUUGAAGAGAGUGGAGAUUGGCAGGGCCGUGGUAGGCUCGACUACGGAAGAGGGCAAAAGAAAACGAAAACGAAGACGCGGUCUUCUGGAACUUCUUGAGCUGUGUAGAGCCCUGGCAGGCUCGUGUACGAGCGCGGCUGCUAAGAUGGGCAACAAUGCCGCGACUGCAAACAAAAAGGUUGACGCUGCUGAGAGCGUCAAGGAGUUUCUUGACAAGGCAAAGAAAGAGUUCGAGGACAAAUGGAAAAGAAACCCUACAAAUACUGCUGCCCUUGACGAUUUUGAACGAAUCAAGACACUGGGCACCGGCUCGUUCGGCCGUGUCAUGAUAGUGCAACACAAGCCGACCGGAGAGUAUUAUGCCAUGAAAAUACUCGACAAACAGAAGGUCGUGAAACUUAAGCAAGUUGAACACACGCUUAACGAAAAGAGGAUACUGCAGGCGAUUAGCUUCCCGUUCCUGGUUUCGUUACGGUUUCACUUCAAGGAUAACUCUUAUCUUUACAUGGUCCUCGAAUAUGUCCCAGGAGGGGAAAUGUUUAGCCAUCUACGAAAGGUUGGUCGCUUUUCGGAACCACACUCGCGCUUUUACGCGGCACAAAUCGUAUUAGCGUUCGAGUACCUUCACUACCUCGACUUAAUCUAUAGGGACCUUAAGCCGGAGAAUCUGUUGAUCGAUUCACAGGGCUAUUUGAAAGUCACGGAUUUCGGCUUUGCCAAAAGGGUACAGGGUAGAACAUGGACCUUAUGUGGCACGCCGGAAUAUCUCGCGCCUGAAAUAAUUCUCAGCAAAGGAUACAACAAAGCUGUAGACUGGUGGGCGCUCGGUGUCCUCGUCUACGAGAUGGCUGCCGGUUAUCCACCAUUUUUCGCUGAUCAACCAAUCCAAAUCUACGAGAAAAUCGUGAGCGGAAAGCCACGAUUUCCCUCGCACUUUGGAUCCGAUUUGAAAGACUUACUACGUAAUUUGCUGCAAGUUGAUCUUACCAAGAGGUACGGUAAUCUGAAGGCCGGUGUAAACGAUAUCAAGGGUCACAAGUGGUUCGCCAGUACCGAUUGGAUAGCUGUCUUCCAAAAGAAAAUCGAGGCCCCGUUCAUACCGAAAUGCAAAGGGCCGGGAGACACAAGCAAUUUCGACGACUACGAGGAGGAGACGCUGAGGAUUUCGUUGACGGAGAAGUGUGCCAAGGAAUUCGCCGAAUUUUGAAUUCCCACAUUGAUUCAAGAUGGUCACACGUAUCGCGUAUACAUUCAUACGCGAUGGUUCGUCGCUCGCUGCUCGCUUUUCUUCGGGCGAGGAAUAUAGAUGAAGUAAGAGAGCGGGAGGAUGGGAGCGAGUAGUGUAAACGAGAGAAUGUAUUACAUGUAUGCAAGAUAGAAAGAAAGCGUAUACAGGUGUGUGCGUGCGCGUGUAUGAUUCUGUGCGUUUGCGGGCACGCUCGAUGCAAUAGUUUUAUAGAGGAAGGAAGGUGGCUUAGAAGAGUCGAGAAAGGGAAAGGAAACUAAGGAAGACGAGUACGUAAGAUGCAGAUGGCAGAUUUUGCGCUUUAUUUUGUGAUUGUGGACUUCUGAGGAGAGCGGAAAUGAAAAGAGUAUACGAAGGAAACACGGUAAUCGGCGUCGUUGAACGUAUUGAGAUUGACAGAAAUAAAAGAGAUAUAAUAUAUUGGAAAAUAUUACGAUAUAUUGCAUACACAGAUAUCAAACACACAUACACAUACGCGUACGCGUGUGCUCACACUCAUAGUCACUGUCACCACUACGACUUUUUACAAGAGAAACAUCUUUUUUUUCAGCCAAGUAAUUCAGCCUGACAUUAUUGACGUAUGAGAAUGACGAUAUAUAUAUAUAUUUAUUUAUUAUAAAUAAAUAAAUAAAUAAAUAAAUAUAUAUAUAUAUAUAUAUAUACACGUAUAUGUGUGUGUUCCCUAAGAUGGCUUUAUUAUCCGGUUUACUAGAGGCGGCGUGUGUAAAGAUUGCUCUCGAUAAGUACUAUUAAUAUCGGAAAACGUCGUUUUGCCGGAAUUAUUUUGUACAUACAUCUAGUGUCCCUGUAAUCUUUAUGAAUGUUCCCCGACCCCCUUUUACACCACGCCCCUCUACUCCAUCGUCCUGCCUCUUUUAGCACAUACAAAGUUUAUAAAAAGGGACUUGACGGGAGAAAAUGGAUAUAAAAUACACCAACAAUUAAUUGUCAUGUCGUGCAUUGUUGUCUAUCUGUCUACGAGCAUUUUUCUCUUCAUUCUCGUUGGGAGAAAAGUUUUUGCCACGAUACGAACCGUAUUUAUAAUAGCUAGUCGUCACACGAUUAUUUUGCUGAAGUAAUAUUUAUAUGACUCGUUUUUCAUCGAUCGAGAAGGGGGAGAACGAGAGGGUGGGAGAACAGGGGAGAGAGAGAGAGAGAGAAAGAGAGAGAAAAGUAGACCUUUAUUAUAGCAUAUUAUGAAUCUUAUUAAAAGAAAAAAAAUGGAGAAAUACUCGUUAUAUACUGGCUACAGAUGCUCGUUGUUGAAUUAUAUUGUACCUUGCAUAAAUGAUACAGGAAAAAUAGGAACGAAGAGAUGAAAGGGAAAGAGAGAGAGAGAGAGAGAGGGAGAGAAAGAGAGAAAGAGCGAGAAAGUGAGAGUAUUUGUGAAAAUGCGAUCGACGGGAGUACGAGCAAAAUAAGGAUUCAUUUUUGGAACGUUUUUAAUAGAGGACCACCGGCGUUCGUACAUAGAUACGUUAUAAGAGUAUUCGUAUAUAAUUAUAUCGCCUUAAGUUGCUGUAUGCAAAAAAAGCAACGUUAUCUUUUAUAUAGAGCUGCACUUUUAGUACGAAAUGUAAACGUAUGGACAAUCCUGUAUUUGUGCAAGAGGAAAGAGAAACGAACGAUGCACACGCGCGAAAUGGCCAAAGGAAAUUGCGCGUGUACGUACACGUAGAGUGAAAAUUUCAUUGAACGGGAUACAGAAGCGUGUUAAAACAUAAUCGCGAGAAGACGGUCCAAAAAAAAUAAAACGAAUGACGAAACCAGGGACAAGAACAAACGAAGGAAUGUAAACGAAGGAGAACAAAGGGAUACGAUAAGGAAACGAAGAACAGCAGCAGUAGCAAUUACAGCGAGAGUAUUAUCGCUGAAAGACGCGUUUGUUAAUUUUUUUUUUUUUUUUUUUUUUAAUCCAUUAAAACCACCUUCUUUCGAGAUGGAGCAUAUGGGAUACUUUACGGCAUCGUAUCUCGGCGGUAAUGAAAUUCAACGACCAGUUAACAUAAGGAACGCGAGAAUCAGAGAAUCACCAACACCAACGAACCCUGAGCGUCGACGAUUGGACACGCGUCGAUCGUAUAAUGAGAAUCGAUUUUACAAUGAAACACGCACGAGAAGGUCCGCCACACGCGUAGCUUCAUUCCAAGCCACACACACUGUGCGUAUAUACAGAUAUUACGAAACUUUCUGCGAAUGGUUUCGCCGUGACAUAAGAUUGUCACUUCUGAUCCGAAUUCAAAGGGCUGUUCGAUUAUUACGCGAUAAGAAAAGUUAUAAGGUUGAUUGUAGGCACGAAGUAAUUUAAAUUACGGGGACGUCGUAUCAAUCCGAUUUCGGCGAAUUGGCCAAGGCUUUAGUUAACCAGCUUAGAUAUAUGUAAUAAGAAAAAGAUAGAGAAUGCGAAACAUUCGGAUAAAUCUGUGGCCCACGUUGCGGUAACAUCGGGUAUACGAUUACUGCGGUUUCCAGUUUCCUCUAGCUUCGUCCAGUUUCGUUCUCUUUGCAAACGAGACGAAACUUAACGAUCAAAGUUGCAACUGAGCAAAAACAGGUAGAACGGGGUAAGGGAAACGUAACGGGUAACAAGUCAAAUUAUAACGAGGCUUACUUUUCCGCGUGCUUUGAACGUGCUCGUAUCUGGAUAUUCUCGAUAAGAGUUAUAUAUAUAUAUAUAUAUGUAUAUAAUAUGUAUGUAUAUAUAUAUGUAUAUAACGUAAAAAAUACGUGUUUGUUUUUGAAUAAAGUUUCUUUCAACAAGAAUGUAAUUAACAACCAUACGUAUGGUUUUUCUAAAUUGAACGAGCUGGUUUAUCGAACAACUUACAUCCACGAAAAAUUUAUAUUUAAAGAUCGCAGUUUGGAAAACGCGAAAUCUUCUCUCUCUCUAUUGCGGUAAACGAGCGCGUCAUAGCAAUGCGCAAGUACAAAGAACUGGACAGAGAAAAGAAUGUAUGUUCUUUUUUGUCGCGUUGGUGACUUUUAGGAUGUAUAUUCCUUCCCUACCUUGAGUAUACACGUGUACACUGUUCGCUCGCGUAUGCUGCAGUGCUGAAUAAAUAAAAACAAGAAUAGGCUUGGUUCGAACAAAGUAGCACGGAAGUUGUUGGCAAGGAAUUGCGCGAUCGAGACAGGUUAUGCUUUCAAAUCGUCCAAUUUUGGCUGGUAUUCUAUCCGCAUAUGCACACACACACAUGUAUACAUUGAAACGUUGAUUGCGGCGACACGACUACCAGUAUCGUGAUUAGCUUGUCGUUUAUUCCUGUUCUUCGAUAUUUGUAGUUUGGAGAAUGAUUAGAUCGCUGGUGUCGCUUCUUACUCGUAUAAAAUUCAUCUUUUUUCUACAUUUUACAAAAACCGUUUCUCUCGAUAUAUUCAGAAAGAAAGGUAAACCUAUGACUCGGUAAAGUUGUUUGAAUAGCACAAAUUCAUUUCGCUCGGUAUUCUAAUCUUCAACUUGGAGCAAAUCGCCAUGAUUCGCGUUGGAACUUUGCUCAUAAAAGUUCCACGUUAUCUCACCUAUGUGCAUAUCGUUAUAGCUGAACGCUGUAAAUUUAGCGCACAUUGAAUUGCUCGAUACACUGCAAAUCAUACAAGCAGGAUCAGAUCUAUCAAUUUUUAGAGCAAUUGAUUUUAUAUUUUAUCGAUCUUAGUUCGAAAAUGUUUCUUCGUAUGUUUUUCUAGUUCGGUAAGGACAGGCACGCUAUAAAAGGUUCUUAAUCGAUCGUGGCACCUCUAUAAAUCGGAUAAUCUUACGCGUAUGAACGAGUUUCAUACUACGCUUUUUGUUGCGGACCUUUAUCUGAUUGAUUAUUCGUAACUGUCCUAGGACAACUACAAGGCAAUCAUCUAAGCUUUAUCGCUAUAACGUGAGGAUUUGAGGAGAUAAGGCCUCUUUCACCGUCGCGUAUUAUUUUCUGCGUUAUAGCUUCUCUACAAAUGGUUGUAGAUUACGGAAUCUUAAUGUAGCGUUAAUGCAUUCGAACAAUAUUUAUUUUCGACGAAUAAUAACCGUCGAGUCAUAUCUGUGCAAUAAAAGUUACACAGGAUAGUUUCAUUGUAUUUUGAAAAUCUUGAAGAACGUGUACGAUCGUCGAGUGUACAAAGAUUCUUUUGUAAAUAUUAGUUGUAAGCGAUCGUUUAAAGCCACAUUAUACCGCUAUGUUUAUCGUAGUUUUGCUGUGUUAAGCGAUUCUUUCUAGUGAAUUUGCCACGGAACGUAUCGUUAAGUCGAUUCUCAAUUACGUAUCGCACUCCUCAACGUUAUCCAUUUCCACUUUUUCUUCUUCGAUUCGACGUGCAAUACGUGCCGCUAUUGCUCUAUUCGUAAAUAGAUCGUCCCUUGGUUCUCUGAAUAAUCGUUUCGCAAUCGUUGACCCACGUGUGUCGAUAAAAUUUUGAACAAUCACACGUAUAAAUACUUACGUAAUCGUAUCAAAAGUAUCUUCGUUCAAGUUCAUAUCGUAAGUGGUAAAUUGCCUGCGUUACAGACGCAUACAUUCUGGCAAUAACACUUUGUUCCGCUUUGUGUUUAGUACUUUACGUUUCUCUUUUGUCUGCUAUCUCUUUGCACAAUUGUACCCGUCGAUGAAGGGAAGGAUCUAUUUUACAACUCGUUAUUAACCACUGAGCAAUCCUGUUUUCUUUCCUCUUGUAAAACCAGUUAAUCCACGAUAGAGAGGAAAUUUGUCAGUGAUCAGAUAAUUUGGCAAAUAAGAGAACGAAUAUAAUUCUAUUUGAUAUUAAAACCUCGAAUGUAUAGAAAUAUUUUAAUGUCUACGAGUCUGACACCACUCCGUAGCGAAAAGAAAUUAAAAAAGAAAAGAAGAUUAAAUUAAGAAAGAAAAAGAAGAGAAGACGCGCAUUAUUUCGUUUACAUUUUUUAAUUUAUGCUUUUUAUAUUACUUUAUUUGAUAUAAUUUGUUACAUAUUUUUUAUUGAUUCUUAUAUCGAUCGAAAUCUAAUUUGAUUUUCCUGGAACAGCGGAACGUUUUUUUUUUUUCCACAGUUUCAAGAAUCAUGUAAUCAAAAGAUUGUUUUCUAAUUAUACAUUUUUCAAAGUUGUUUAUUUCUGUUACGUUACAUCGUAUUAUUAUUUAAUUUAACAUUGAAAAUCUAUUAUAUCCGGUGUCACUUGCUGUUAUUACGCGUAGCUUGUAAUACAGCGACAGAAGCGGUCUUAAACUUCUGACUGAUAGUACAUGCGUAUCGAUGGUUACUUUCCGUCUGUUACCCGUAUGCUCUCGAAUUGGAAUUAAUUAUUUAUUGAACGUAAAUCAAGUGCAAUUCCGCUCAUGGAAAGCGGUCAAUUGCGUUAUUUUAUUGUUUCAUCCAUUGUCAUGUAACGGUUUGCCUUCGGUGCCCAUUAAAAUAUCGUUGCACAGAACAGAACAGUCGCAACGUUUUUGCUUGCAGCGUAGUGUAUUUUAUUAAGAUUCUACGCAGGAAGUGAAUCGGAUCGAAUAAGACAACUUAUCUAAUCGCUAUUUUAAAUAUCUCGAGUGAAUUAUAAUGAUCGGAAUCGUGGCAGUUCAUUUUUGAUACGUUUCUGUAUCUAUGAUCGUAGCGUUCUUAGUGGCCUGGCUUCUAACUUAGGAUAAUGUAAUCAGUACGAUUAGGAUUGGAUAAUUUUAUGUCUCUUAGUCUUCGAUUGGUAUCGUUGAGUUGUAGAUAAUCCACAGUAAGGUAGAUUAAUUUUAGGAUACUUUAUUUUAAUUUGUAUUUUGUAUUUUAUGUGAUAAAGAUAAUCAGCGAUCGAACUAGCAUUCGAUCGAUGAUCGAAGUAUGAUACAAAUUAAAACGAAAUAUCCUAAAAUUUUGUAUAAAUGUGACGGUAACGUGGCCAUUUCUCACGCAAUGGUUCCAGUUCAGGGUUUAAAAACCUACAUCAAUCGAAAUAACAAACGGAUAUUUUCAAAUAAUUUCAUUUCGUAGCAAAUUAAUUCUGAGAAUAGAUUCUUCUGUGUUAUCUGUGUUAUUUUACGAAUGUUCAUCUUCUCAUAUAAUAUUACUUUGUUAUCGUUAUUUCUUUGGAAAGGUAAUAUCCGAAUCACCGUGGUGAACGGAUUUCGGAUAUUCACGGUGACUUUGCAUCUCAAAAAUAGCUACCCAACGUCUUUAUAGCCAGUAGCGCAGUGUCCUAUGGGUAUCCAAAAUUAAAACAAGGUUUGACCUGUUUCAUCGAUCUGCUUUUAUGUUAGAAUAUCCAAGCGGCACAGCAAUUAUUAUUUUCUCGAAAUCCUAUCUCAUAUUUAACUUCGUCCAGUCGAAUAACGAUAUACCGACUUUUAUCAAUUUUUCUCAAUACGAUUUAUACACGAUGUUAAUGAGUAAAAGAAUCAGCUUAUCCGUCAGUUAGUAUCUUCGAAGCUAUUUGUUUUUACAUAAAAUAACGAACGAUUUCAAAGUUUAGUAUGAAAUAACGUUCGAAUCGAAGCAUAAGAGAAAUUUGACAGAACACGUGUCAGUGAAAUACUUAUAAAUGUAAAAAUACUUACCAAUGAACUGUUCACCGAUACUUUUGUAUUUUUAUAUUUCACCAUAACGGUAGUAUUGGUAAAAGCAAAUCUCUUUGAAGAGCUUGGGGGAAUAUUGGCAUGAAAUAUCAGGUUUGGUCGAGACGGUGCAGUUUCGAAUUAAUAAAUUCAAUAUUCAUGAAACGGACACACACACACACACACACACAUAUACACACACUCUCUCUCUCUUAGCCGGCACAUUGGUUCUUCCCUCUUCGUGUAACAGACAAACUGUUGCGACGUUUUAAUAAGAGAAUCAACGAAGAAGGAAGGGGGAUAGAGGUUAAGAGAGUACUCGAUAAUAUUGAACUGCUACGAUAGAACGUCGGCGAAUAUAUGGACUUGGAAAUUUUCCCAUCAUCGUAGUUUUAUCAACUAGCGAACUCAACGGUAAUUGAUAUUACCUUUGUCCUUUCUUCGAAAAUCGAUGUGUUUGUCUUGCGCUCUAUAGGUUGUUAAAUCUACCGAAUAAUAACUGGUGCAAUAGUAAUUUAUAUAUAUGAGAUAUUAGGACGCGUCUAUCUGCGUAUCUUUUGCCUGGCUAUUCUGCCGCGCGUUCGUCUUUAAAAUUCCAACUUUCUUACGGUUUAUCAUGUUCUCGUGAAUUUCCAGGCGUACUUUCCUUACGUAAUACAAUAGGAUAUCUUCGUUUGCAUCGUUACGUGUUUUAUCGAUUUAUAUUUUAUAUCGACGUACCGUCGAUAAUUAUAUCAAAAUAUUUCUACGAUGAAAGAUACGACGAUGAUCCUCGAAGGUUACUUUCUGCUCGUAAGAGUCGCUAUCAGAAACGUUUAAUAUUCACGUUCAUAUUUUUAUAUGAAACAUCGACACUGCGAGAUUGUUGUGCGCACAAGUGAAGUUCGAUAAAGUAGUUGAGUAAAUUCCGUUAUAAUGUGCAAACUAAUUCUACGUAGAACGAAGAAAGAUCACUAUUUGGAAUAAAAAAAGGGAGAAGCGCAGAGGGGAAAGCAACGAAAGAGAACGAUGAUCUUAAAGAGCGAAGCAUGUACCACAUGGAACGUCUAUGACAACCACGCUCGUAAAAGUUACGAUUGGGCUAUUAACGAUCAAUUUAGUUUGAGACAAGGCGAGCGUGGUAGUAGUUACGCGGUGUGCCAUUCUUCGGAAAUAACUUGCAGUGUAUAAAGGUUUCUUUAAAAUCUACGUGCUCGCAGAUUAUUUUCAUAUCGGGCUUUGUAAACCGUGCGCGGUAUUGAUUUAUCGAUCAAAAUUCCGUUUCGUAUUUAUUGCUGUAAUAUCCGUUUUACAUUAACGGCGAUGUCUGGUCGAUUCUUUGUUUGCAUAUUGUAAUUUUAGAUAGGGAACACGUAAUCACGUUUUUUGUUAAUCAGCGUAGGGAACAUUUUUACGAAUUCUGCAGAGUUCGCGAUAGAUAAUUGAAAAUCAUUGUUGUUUGUGUAGUGGAACAGUCGGACAGAAUACGUAAAACUGCGCGGUAGUUCGCAUCGAUUUUUUAAAAUCGCAAAAUGACGUUCGAGUUGUUCGAUCGGCAUUGAAAAUUUCGUUCGGCUCUUCGAUCCGCUUAAAUUUGUGAAAUUCAACGAGUCGUUUAAAAAAAGUUGUCCGAUGUUACGCCAAGUUUUAUUAGCGACAAACGUCGAGUAUUUUAUAAUUCUUCGAAGUAAAACGUUCGAUUAUUCGUAGCAUAGAAAUUCUGAUCGGAAGACGAAGAGCGAAGUUGUGGAAUGAAACACUUUGAAAGAAGCCAGCUUUAAUGAAAUGCAUUCUUUUUUUCCCUUUUUUCUUCUCUUCUUUUCAGAUCUUUAAUUUUCCUCUCCACGUUUCCAACGAUUUACGCGUUUCUUUGUCGCUUAAUAUCGAAAGUUGUUCAUCGUUCGUUAUCGUUGGUAUUCUGGUAUUUUAUUUUAUCUUUGGCGGUCGAUUGUCGCAGUAUUGCGUCACAGAGAAUCGUAAUGUAAUACAAAGAAUCGCAGAAAUACGCUUGUACCAUUUAUACUUCUCACGUAUAAUUCCAGGCUGCUUUGUUUUAAAGCGAACGCGUCGUUUCGCCUCUUUCGUUUCUCGGUACUUAUCGUCGGAUAAAUGAUGGAAAUUAAGGAAUUCGAAGGCAAUGGAAGUGUCUAGCGUGGUAAUUACGAUCGAUGAAAUGAAAAUUCAGAGGCCUAAAUUGCUCUCGCGGAGUGCGGUUCAAUUUGAUUUGAAUCUGAUAAAAAGGUUUCGUCUCUUUUCGGUUGUUUCGCCUACAACGCGAAACUCAUUCGGCAUUGUAACAGAUAGCGAUUGCGACAUCACGGUUAUGCUUCGUUCGUUGGAAUAUUCACAGUGCACGUCGUAAUGCACAGAACGUCUCGAUAGGUCUAUAAUUGCGGGAUCAAAGGAAAUUAAAAUUACGUCGGAUCUUGAAUUUACUUUGCUAUUUAACGAAACAUCGAACCCUCUUCUCUAUUAAAAUCUUUAUUCGAGAAUUUCUCUUAUACGUUCGUUUGUUUUACCGGAUUAGAUCGGAAGUCCUGCCGAUGUAAUUCCGUUUUAAUGGAAAUAGAUUUGUAAAUAAAAGUCUAUCGACGUUCUUCUAUCAUUGGAAAUCUAUUAAAGUUGCUCGAUUCGUAGAAAUCUAUGGAGCGUUCACGCGUUCUAGAGGGAUAGUUAUAGGAAAAAGCAGCGAAACUUUCGCAUCGAUACGAUCCGUCGCUCAUUUUCGAUCUCUUGAAAUUGAAAUUCGUAAGAGUUUCCGAGCUCCAACUAAUUUUACCGUAUGCAAUUCGAAACUACGUUAUUUCCUUUUAUCCCGGGAAUUACGCGAUGAAAUCCACUUUCCACCGACCCAGGCAAUGCCAUUCCGAGUGUAGGAUCGUGUCUUUUUUAUAUCAAGUACAAGAUUAUUUGAUCCGGCUUGAGAAGUAAUUCCGACUUAUUCGAUCAGCAAGGUUAUCAAGCGCGCAAAGAAGGACUAUCCGUAGUAAAUUAAUCGUCGGUCCUCUCAGCCGACGUUCCUCAUCUGUGGCUGUGCUCACGAUAGUGUUUCUGCUUCUCGGAUGUUAUCGUCGCUCGUCUUGAUAUGUAGAUAGUCGCUAUCGACGCUUUCGACGCGAAUAAACCGCGUUAUCUCAUGCUGAUACCAGUGAUGCUCGUUAGCGAGCGAGGCUUCGAUCCGCUUCCUAGUUGCACAAGGGUUACGCGUACCAGGUUAUUUACAUUGCGCGUCUCCCGGUUUAUGGGACCAAACGUCCCCGUGACAUCCUCGCCGACAUCUCGAGGAACCGCAAUUUUCCACACACUCAGCCAAACUUCGUCUCCUUCCUGGCUCAUAGUUUCGUUCGACAAACUGAAAUUCGUCAAACUGAAAAUCCGUUAAUCGGCGUCGGAAGUAUCGCUUCGUCGAGGUGGCAGUUUCCACUCUUGGCCAAGUUCAUUCUCCAUGUUGACAUUUUGUCUAUCGAACGGACAGGCGUCGAAACUGACUACGCGACGAUGCAACCAGCCCGAAAGAAGAUAUCGUUCUCGAGAUUGCAUCGUAAAUUCCGAUCGAAUCGGAUUCCAGUUAUCGUCGAUUGAAUGCGAUCGGCAUCGACAGAAUGUCGAGAAGAUUUCAAAAGUUGUGAAAAAGUUAAAAUUCCAAGAGUUCCGCGGAAACUUGGGGGCUGCGUGUGAUCAGCGAGUGAUGUUGCACCGACUCUUGUGAACAUUAGAAGGAUAUCGGCCAGGUGUCUCUUAGAACGGAAACUCUUCUUUCGGUAAGCUUUGUGUUAAUUGGUAGCGCGUUCGAAGAACGAAGCUGAGAAUCCGCUUCUUCGUAUCGCGUAUCCUGAUCCGUUUCAUCGACAUUCCAUUUCUCAUUGACCGUGAAACACGGAGAUGACAGUUGAAACACUGACAGUUCGUUCCAUCCGUGCGCGUCAGGCGUUUCGUUAAUCGAUGAAUCACGCGACUUAUAGUUUUGGAAACACAUACACCAUCGCGUGCGAUAACGCGCUAAAACGCGACAUUCUAUCGAUGCAGAGAGAACGACGUUUUCUCCACGACCGUUGUAAACAUAGGGAACUAACGACCAAAACGAACGUCAGAUACAUGUUGAUAAAGUGGUGGGAUACGACGGUGAAACAUCGCCGUUCUAAAUGAGAUGACACGGUUACCGUUGAAUCUGAACACAGCUUUAGAAAUAUUCCUCUGUCUGAUGUGUGACGUAGAAAACUAGAAUCCAAGUACGUAAGAUUUUCAUGGGAUUUUCACGCGCUUGUGCGUCGUAGCAAUAUGGACUUUUUUUCGUCCACAGGAAUUUCCUUGGGGAAUAGUUUGAUCUGCUUCCUUAGUUCUUAUCGCGAUUGGGAUUUUCGAAGGAAUUACAUUCGUGAAUUUGAAGUAGUCUGGUCUAUAGUCACGCGUUUUUUUUUUUUUUUUUUUUUUUUUGCUUUACGAAAGCAUCUACUUUGGAGAAUUUAUCAUCGAGUUAUUGCAUCUUUAAAAAUCCACUUUGUACGCGUUUCAUCCUCGUAAUAAUCAAUAGAAUACAACGUAGCAAGUACAAUAUCAAACUUUUGAUUCUUAAAUGUACAAAUGCAUUCUGAUUUCAUCAGAUACGUAUUAGUUGGUGCCGAUAUUCGUAAAUACGACUUCAAACGACGACGUCUAUGUUUCAAUUCGUGAGUUCCUUCGAUUCCAUUCUAUUCCUAUCGUUGCUUAUCUCGCGUUUAUUUAGCUCGUCGUUGUCUGAUUGCGUAAUAGAUAAGCGUACGUCGUGUUGGGUAUCGUGGAACAUUUACGGGCGAACUUGCAAACACGAGGAAAUCAUCAUUUUUCUUGGAAAUAAUAUUUAGUUGGUCGAUUAGUAAUUAUCGCGCGAUAUAAUACACGUGUAAUUAUCGGAAAAUAUUCAGUCGCAUUUCCUUUUCGCCAAGUUGUAAACUCGCGCAAACGGGACAAAACCAAUUAGUUUUGAGAGUUUUUGCCAAACCAAGAUCUAAGAGAUGUAUUUGCUUUCGUUUCUUGUUCUAGAUACAUUUUUUUACUUGUAUCGAUUAAACGGAACACGAUCUUCGACUCUUCUAGUUUUUAUCGACGCAAGUGUGUCGCCGUCGCAGAUAUCACGGGAACGCGCUACCGAUAACGACCUCGUAAGGUGUAACGAUUUUCGAUCGGGCGACCAGAUAAGAUUGCGUUCGAGCAAGAAGCGUGUAAGGAACUGUUUUGAUUGCGAAUGUUCGACGCAAUUGUAACGUCGUUCUCCAUCUGUCGAACACUUCAUUGACGUAUCGCGUGAUUUUAGUAUGGCGAUGUAAGUGGAACAGCGAGGACGAUCUUCUAUCGGAAGGAAGGCGACUUCGAUUCAAAGCCAAGUACAUAGUUUUGUUGGAACGCAGUUCUCGACGUGAUCGAUCGGCGACAGAAGAACGAUAUCGCGAGUAUGGUCCCCUUCUCUUUCUCUCGUUUCCAUCCUCUACGAUCAGCCCCGAUAUUCCUAACGAUCGAGAAAUCGAGUUAGCAAAGUCUCGCACUUUUCUCGUCGAAUUAUUUCGCGCUGUUUGCCGUUCGUCCAGGAUCUCGGCAUUUGAAUUUGCUGUCUGUGGCAAAUAACGUAUCGCGUUUAGGCGUCUCGUUAAAUUAGGCAAAGGAACCGUUGAAGCGAAUGCAUGACAUUUUAUGUUUUAAAUAUAGCAUUCUUGUUACAGAAAUAAUGAUGGACAUUUUAUAAAGUAAAAGCGACAAACAUCAAUUCGAUGUUGGUCGACGAAAUAACGCGUCGUUGUAUUCAGGAAACUUUUUUCUAUUUUCUGAGAAACAGACAUAUCCGAUUUCUGUUAUUUUCGACCGUCACGGCUAGGUUUCGAAAAGUAUCAUCAGAUAACGUUUACGAUGGCGAAUUAACGAAACUUUGGAGACGUCAGUUCGUCAAUUUUUUUGUAUAAUUUAUGCGUUUUGUCGGAGUACGCUUAUGUCCGCGAGUACGUGUUUCGUGUGUCGCGUUUGCUGUGUAUAAGACAAAAUAAGCGUUUUUAUGUGCGAAAUAAAAGUAGGUGGGAGCCUUUUAUGCUUGUACAUAGGCAAAGUAGUCAGCCUUGGUGAAGUUCGUUGCUUUUCCGUACGCAAUGUCUCGACCUCUGAAGGCUACCUGCAUUCGUUAGGCGUUCAGCCGCCCGCAGAAUUUUUUUGUCGUCGCCAACGAACGAAGCCGUUUCGUUGGCCUCGUUAAUCUUCCCUUCCAAAUGUGGAGUCGAGGAAGGGCAGCUCGUUCGACAGUUGAUAUUUCUCGUCGACGUCUUUGUUCUCCUGCGUCGAAUAUGAAUGUAGAACGCGAAAGCGAUUGGAAUUUUAUCGUUACGAAUAUCGUGUGCAAUCGUCGUUGCAAUAUUCACGUUUACCUCCAUAAUUAGUCGUUGUUAAGUUUGAGUUUUCUAUAACUUGAUCUUCUUUUUACUUACAUUCGCGCUGUUUCCUUAAAUACGAUCUUUCAUACGUAUUUUAAGAAGAGAUACGAAUAUGUUGUGAAAAAUACAUUUUCAAUUUAUCUUCGACAUUUUACUCGUAGUAUCAUUUACACUCUCGUUACUUAUGCUAACUUACCUAUAUUAGCUUCAAUUACCUCUUCGUCUACAGUCAAAUCUAAUUCAACCGAUACCUAAUUCCCAUUUUAAAUUAGAACGAUCAAAGCGUUGCUCAGUAUUAUGUUUCCUUUUGAUAUACGGUGGCUAGGAAAAGUAUUUGCGCAUCCGAACGAGGCAUCUUUUAAUUACGCUUUGCGUUUUAUUUAUUUGUAUAAUAUGAAAUUUUCUUGAUCGUACGAAGGUAAUACUAAAUUCUAGCUAAUUUAAUAAAUAUAAAAUAUCGAUAUAAAUGUCACGAUAGAUUCAACGAUACGUGCAAAUAUCUUUUCGCAGUCGCUGCAUAUUUGAAACUUUUUCUAGUAAUAUUCAUGGCGAAUGGUUUUGUAUGAAACUAGAAGUAACAUAAGCGUUUAAAAUACGACAUUUAGAGUACCAUGUAUACUUAACAAGUUGGCCGCGAGUCUCUUUCAGACGACACUGUUAAAUGGAUUAAUACGUGGAAUAUCCUGAAAACGCAUUAGAACGGGAAAUUAUUAUUGAAGUUGCGACUAGAAUUAAAAUUAUUUUUCGUCCCAGAGCACAAUUAUCCAGCUAUACCUGGUCGUUAGAAAUAGAUUUUCCGAUCUAACGUCUCGAUCUGAAGUCGGAGCGUUAACUGUGUGCUUUAACUCGAGCAAUAGCUACGAUGUGCUGUCGUUAGUCUUUAUAAUUUUAUGCAUCGACCUCGUGUCUGGCCUCCAGAUGCGACACUCGGUAGCGAACGACCAUUGUAAUUAUUCGAUAUUAGCCCUGCUGCGUUUUAGUAUCGACACUUUGCAGUUUCUCGAGUCGUUUAACGAUAAAUCAAUUACCAUGAACCUCAAACGUUAGAGCAUGUAACGCCUCUUCGAAACCUUGACACGGUUCGUUUCUUACGUUCCGCUUUGUUAAUUAAUGUUCUUUACAUACAAAUAAUUUUUUUACGCGAAAUCUUUCCGAAAUAAUUUCGAAAAAUCGAAAAUCGCCCGAUUGGAAGCUGUGUGAUAAUCGCGUUCGUAUAGUUCGCUGGCUAUUAGUUCGAUGAACGUACAUGUACUUAAAUGCUUCGACUUUGCGAGGGUGUGUGCUCAACGCGAACCGAAAUGAUUCAUCGAGGCCCGCCUCCAAGUUGUACUUCACCAUGGCGCAUGUAUUUAGAAUUCGUACUAAAAUACGUACAUACCACGACGCAUUCGUACGAUUUUGUUCCGAGAGAAUAUAACGUUUCGUUGCUUCGUAUUUAUUACUCGCGAUCAGAUCGAACGAAGUAAAAAUAAUCGGGGAAAAUUCCAAUGAGAAAAAGUUAGAGUAAAGGACGGAUAAUACAAAUUUCUGCCAAAUUCCUCUUUGUCUCGGAGACAAGGAUAUAAAUUGAUUCUUUUAGCCUGAAUAUUUCUUAAAUGGCGAUAUUUCUCGUUAGGCCGACGAUCGAAGGUUCCAACGAAUCCGCGUACGAUACAAAAUUUUGGCUUAAUUUUACGGACUACGGUGUAUGCAUGGAUCGUCGAUUUAUUAAGAUUUCUUUCCAAAGACUCGUAUUCUUUUAUAGGUCUACGCUGUUUCAGCGACGAUAUCGAGAUUUCUAUAGCGAUCGGAGAUAGAUCGUAUCUGGUCAGUCUGGACAUAGUUGUUUGGGUGGGUAUUCGAUUAGACUUGCUGGUUAAUUCCUAUUUUAUUUGAACGGAAUUGGUAAACGAAAGACAGGAAAAUCGAACGAUAGCUUCUUGUCUGUCCGAUAUAAAACCGAAGAUUUAAUAAAUUCGUUGCGAACGUUUAGGUUUUGUUCGAACUUUGUCAAGUUCCUUCCAAGUUCUAGAUCUGCUAGCCAAAUAUAAGACGAGAUAAGAAAUUUCCAAGUGUUUUGUUGCAUCGCAGUGGCAUUAAAAACUCGUCCUUUUAUUUAUGUUUUCCUCGUUAUCCUUUAGGGUGCUCGUCUCUUUCCUGCAAAUGACACAUAACUGGAAACGUCGCGUACAAAGACAAUCGAGACUCUCGGGGAAACCUGAUGGAACCUCGUUCUCGACGAGAAUCCUAAUAUAUAUCAUAUAUAUAUAUAUAUAUAUAUAUAUAUAUAUAUAAAACGUAGAUUUAAUUCAGUUCGUCGAAGCGGAGAAGUAAUCGUCGUCGAUUUUUCAUCUGAAUUUUCUCCGGAUCUUCUUUAUUUGGAAAGGAAAGAACGAUCUGGUUGUUCUCGAUAGACGGUUUCGGUUUAACGCGUACAAUAUUUUUAGCCAUUUCUUCGACGAGUCCUUACGUUCAUUUUUCCUCAUCAACGUUUCAACUCUUAAUUAGCGUUAGAUAACUAGGUUUUCGCUAGGUAAUACGUGGAAUAUUUGUAACGUUAACUUAUCGAAUCUCGCAUCGAGUUACGUACGUAAUUACGACUUGAAAAAUACGUAAAUAGAUAGAAGAAGUCGUUCGUAAGAUCGAUUUAGACCAAACAUAAUAUUUAUCGGUACUCCACGUGAGCACACGAGCUGUUGCUUGUAACAAAAAUCUCGUUAUCAUCGAGUGGAGAAUCUCAGGUGUCAGGACAGGGACAGGACGGUCCUUCUACCGCAUUCAUCCAAUUUACUUUUCUAUGCUCUUGUACAUGUAAUACACGCAUACAUACGUAUACUUAUAUAAAUAUAAUACAUUAAAUAAGCGUACGUAACACUAAAACGAGAAGAAAAUUCUAUUAUAUCGCCCCUAUUUCUAGUCGUGACGGGAUAUUAAGGAUCGAAGCGAACAUUGUGAACCUCGAAUAGAUGUAACGCGUAUCUAAUAGGAAAUUACGUACCUCGGAGAGAAUUACACACCGUCCAACACCUUCCGAGUCGUACAAAAUGAAUUAACGAAUUAAUACGAUGGAUUAAGACAGGAAAGAAAAGAAAUUACGGAAUACCGAGCGGCUGAGAAACGAUAGUUUUCCGCGUUACGAUUCUUACCGCGUAACCGAACAAGCCGCGCUUUUCUUUGAACAACGGCGACUUAUUAAUUCAAUUUACCAAUGACGUUCGUUUUGCGAAUUAAAGUUACUUAAAAAAUUUACCAGAAUCUCAAAGGCAACAGCGUUGGUUCGUCCUUACGUUGCUCGAUAACGGGUAACAGAUAUUAUUUAUUCUACGGCAAUUUCAUUACGUACCAAUUUAUGUCUCUUCGAGGUAUUUACUCGCGAUAACGAGAUAGAUAGGUACGAACGGGAGGGUAUACUUUUGUCGUGCGUCGUUGGCAAUCGAAUUUCGAAGAUGGAUGCGAACGACGAUAAUUGGCGUUGUGCGUGUUUUCUUGGUAAAAGUAAACGAGUGUUCACGGUCGUGUAAAUAAUUCAAACGGCCGUCCGAAAUAUCUAUGUCUGUGUAGAAAUGGAAUACGCGUGUACAGAGUGAAAGAUGCUUUUACCUACGAACAGCUUCUCUUAUCGUUCGAUCGCAGUUAUUCGUCGUUGCAGACUUUUCCUCUUCAUCGAUAACGUGCACCGAAUACGCGACUCGAUCGUUAACAGAUACGAUGACGUAACCAGAAGAUCAAAUUUCUUCGAUAAUUUUUGCGUUAUCCAACGACGUAGUUUUAUAAAGCGGGUACUGUCACACGCCGUUGAAAACAUAUUUCAAGAAGUCAGUCGUUCGAUUAAUCCUCGUCCGUCCGCUCGUUUUCUCCGCUUAAUGUUCGUACUUUGGUGUUAAGUCAGAGCAGACAAUGAUAAAACGUCGAUAUAACGAAAAUCAAUGUAACGACCGAGUCGAGUUUGCAAAUUCUCUUACCGUAGAUGAGAGGGAUGUACGAGGAUUAACGAUCAACGAUAUUUCUGCGAAAGAGUAUCUCUUAACGACGUUCGAAGAAACAAGGUUAUUCCAACAGUUGCUAAGAUGUAAUAUCGGAGAGAUCGUCGUUUGAGAACUGCAGCAUCGUAUUUUCGAACGGACCGAGCGUCGUUCGAUCGUGUAGCUCGCGUUAAUUAACUGUUUCGCCGAAAAUUAAUUGGCAACGUUCGACGAAAAUUAAUUAACUCGUAUCUGCAAUAUCAUCUGGUUGUGUCGUUGCACGCAUAUCGAAUGCUUACUCGCUCGCACGCGUCCAAUUUCUCCUUUCUAGCUUCCUACGUAUGUUGCCUCGUAGAUGAGAUAUACGUAUGCAGUUGGAAAGAAUAAUCCAGAGGCUGGACAAGUUUCGACUUGUCCGGAGCAUUCGACAGGGAGAGAGCUAUACAAGCAGGCGAUACGAUGAACACGAGUCGUGGCUCGUGACGCGUCAAGGCUGAGUCGCAUGAUUUUUUUCCCUCUUACGGCAUUUCUCUGUUAAACGUGCAAUUUGUCUACUCGUCGUAAAUGAAAACCGAUUCUCUCCGUGAUUCGACCAUUCUUUUUCAUAAUCUGUCUCUGUCGUCGUCCGUGUAGUCGACACGCGUUUAAAAUUAAUUGCGAAGAAAACGGUGUGGGAGGGGGAGGGAAGAAAAAAUAAAAACUCGGAGACGAAGGAAAGAGGAAGAAAAUCGGACCGUUCAGCCUCAGCCCGAAAAUAGAUGCAACGUACAGCGAUAGCGAAAUCUAGCAAAACGUGGCAGCAGAUAGCCGCGCUUGUAUUGAUUUUCCGCAGUCACGAGUAAAGUACACACACGUACGAAAGAGUGUCGUUCGCCCGCUUCGCCGGGAAAUUCGCAGACCGAUGAUACGUUAUCGAUAAUUUGGAAAUUUGUACCGGCGAAUCUAGACGCGGCUCGCCCGCGAUAAUUUCGGAGAUUCCGCGUACGCUGCCGGCCCGUUUCCGGUACGGCGAUUUUCCGAGAUCCGGGCGCGUGGCGACCGGUAAAUUCAGGAAAUCAUGCUUCAUCGAUUGUCGACGACGACAACAACGAUAACGGCAACGGCGCAACGUCGAACGGGAGCGUGUCGCGUGUUUCCGAUCGAUCGACGAUUUCACGAGUCGUUGCCGGAAGUUCGACGUGGCAAUCUCGACGCUGUCGUGUGUGGCGAAAGAGCGGAGCCCGUGAAUUCUCCGGGUACUUUUGUCGUUGGUAACCUCGAAACGUUGGCCAGAUUAAACACGACAGUUUCGAGAUUUGCCCGGUUGGCCCGUGCAAUUAGGGCUAUUAUUAGGGUAUUUCGUAGGAUUAGCCAGUGACGUUCGAAUUGCUGUCGAUGGUUGACCAGUGGAAAUUCGGUUCGAUAAUCCCCUUGUAAUAUCGAUGGCGAAUUUCGAGGCGAAAUCGGAAUUCGAAAGCGUUGUCAGGCACGCGAGUGUCGUUGCCGAUCUUUGCCGCGAAAGCUUGACGCCGCGUGCCACACGUUUCCGGUUCGUGUAGAUAUCGAGAAAACGCUUUACGCUGAGAAAACGUUAUUUUCACGGGUCGGCUUUCAACCGACCCUGCUGCCGCGUUUAUCACAGGCGCAUCAAUCAAAUCUCCACGUACCUUUUUCUUAUAAUAAGUAGGCUCAAAAUGAUUUCGCGUAGCGAUAGCAACGCGAGUCUCUUUCUUACGUAUCGAUGGCCGUGCAGAGAUUUAAUCCGUGCAUGGAACUGAACGUAAGCACCAUGAUCGAUAUAUAUACUUAGGUAUACUGCGUCGAAAACUAAACCACGAUUGUCAAAGAUAAAAAAAAAAGGAAAAAAAAAAGAACAAUGGAAAUACUAGCUUGUUCGUUAAUAUAUUGUUGCGUCAAAAAGUACGUACUUGUGAAGUAAUUUAUGUGUACCGCGAUAAUGGGUGACGCGAUAAAAGUUCUUGCGAGUAUAGAAAAUUCGAAUGAAAAAGAGGAAUGAAAUUUAAGGGCGGGAGGGACAGGAGGGAGGGGAAGAAAUCAGUAUCAUCGCUAUUUUGCAUCAGGAGUAUUGUAAAACGGGGAAUUUUCCUCGCCUUGUGAUCAUUUAUGUUUGUAAAUUGUAGCCGACAUACGAUUCCUAUAAUACGAUGUAUAUGUACUCUAGACACUUCGAGAAACGGACUUGUAUUAUUUUAUUCUUAGCACUCGAUAAUGAGUUACGAAGUUUCGUUGGUGAAUAUACUAAUCUCAUUUUUGUAAAUAUUAAUUUAAAAAGAAAUAAAUCUUAUUGUAAAGAUUGUAUAAUUUAAACCAUCGUUACGUUUUUACCGAUUUCUCUCAGUCAAUCGUUACUGCACGUAUUCCUCCGAUCCUCCCUCUCCGUUGCGCUUUUCAUUUUCUUUCCUUUUCUUUUCUAUUCUUUUCUUUUCUAUUCUAUUCUAUUCCCCUUCGUUCGUCCAUGCUGCAUGAAAUAUCUUUCCUCCUCCUCCUCUUUCAUGGAAGCACAUAACAAAUUUGGCAAUUCGUAUUGACAAUGGCGCGUCUUUACCGUACACUGUUAGUACGCUUUUCAUUUUGUAAGUAGCGGCGGAACUUUCACGGUAUCGUAUUAUUUCGAUCAAUACGUAACGGAACGUCUCUCUUUCUCUUUUUAGUUUAAGCACUUUUUAUCUGCAGGGAAGAAAAAAGUGAAAAAUGCGUGCAGUGUUUAGAAUUUAUUUGUGCGAUUACGUUUCAUCGUGCGACAACGUUUCCGAUCCUGUAAUCGACGAACGCAUUCUAACGAAACAUUGUUACUGUUGCUCGGACAACGAUAAUAGGUGUUACGCAUCUUAAAAUCGAAGAAGUUAUUGUUGAACGUUUCUUUCGACAAAUAUAAAGGAAGCGGAUACGUUGAAACGUUUGUCAGUUUAAAGAUAAAAUAAUUUUUAUCCGAUACAGAUGACUUAUGUGAUUACAUUACUGUCUUAUAAAUGUGAUACUUGAUGACUAAAGAAAAAUAUUUGCGGCAAGAAUAUAUUAUAUUCAAGAGUAUUAACUAUAGUAUUCUUUUUGUUAAUAGUUUACAAGUUUCCUGUAUUCCGAUUAAAAUUAGUCCAAUAGAAUUGGUCUUUUCUUUCUUUCUUUUUUUUUUUUUUAUCAAAUAUAUUUGAUAUUUCUACGUUGUACUAUGCGAAUAAAAUGUGACAUAUUUAUUAAAAGGAAUAAAAAGUUUCGAAGCAUAAAUCGAGUCGUAAGAAACGUAAUUUGCGCGAUAUAUUAAUCUCUGAUUUUUCUUCCAAUAUAUUAUCUUUUUUCGCCAUUUAGAAGUGGAUAAUAUUUCCUUACCAAUUUUAGAAGCCAUUUUAGUAGAACUUUGCUACGAUAUUUCAAAUAAUUUCUUUUUUAUAAUUUCCUUUCGUUUAUAUGCGUCUAACGCGUUUAUUACGUAUUAAUAAAUUUAAUCAUUAUGAAAUUCGAAUAAUAACACGGACAAAGAAAUUGCGAAACAACGGUAUUAUCGAAUUAAACAGAAUUCGUACAUCUAUCAAGGUUCGUAAGUGUUUUAAAUCAUUAUAUUCCAUCGCGUGUUUCCUUCAGCUCAAUGCUACGAGUUACAUGUGCACUCAUAAAAUAGGAACAAAUGCAUCGUCUUAUAUAAUACACGUAACACCGUUAUUUUCAGUAACUGCAGAUACCAAGCCAUCGUUAACUCUCAAUAACCGUGUACGGUUCUAGGUUUCUUCCCUUUUACAUUUCCAAAGACUCGAUCCUUCACGGUUUAUAUACAUCUUCUUCCCUAACCGUUAAGGCCGAAGACUUUUAUUAUAAGUGAAAAUUCAUCGCAGCACGUGCUUUUUAAUUUCAAAGGAAAUGGGAUUAAACGUUCUAUCGUUACUCGAUACUACACGACGAUAACAUUAAAAUAAAAAUCGCGUGGCGUGAAAUUUCGCUCGUGAUAGGCGCUAAAUUUCUCUGAAAGAUAUUCUAGAAACGUUCAUUUACAAAUAUGUUCGCUCGUGCGAUUUACGAAUGAUCAACAACGAUCAUCGUACUCGCGCUAACAUCGGUAGAUUGCGGUCGUGCGGUUACGCUAUCGAUAUCGGAUGCUCAGUCUUGGCUUUCCGUCAUCUGUAUCUGUAUCGAGAUUGAACAGGAUACGUGGAACAAAACAGUGGUUUCCAAAGUGCUAAUCGGAUCCUUCGGGAACGGUCUAAUUCCUUGGACACGAUUCGGAUCGACGGUCGUAUUUAGUUGUAAAGUAGGAACUUGUGGUUGUAGGUGAUGUAGUUUUGAAAUUUUUUAACGUUUCGCCAGCAUUGCGGUUGUUUUCAAUGGAUCUGAGAACUUUGGCAUUGGUCCUGGCGUUAUACGAUAAAACUGUCUUGCGAUGCUGGCGAAACAUUGAAACGUUCUUUGGGAAAAAACAUGGAUUACAGGAAAGAUAUAAAUUAUGAAAAGUUGGGUCGUGGAAGCUUGAAAGUUAGGUAGAAGUCACGUAAAAUUUUCGUUACUUCGUUUAUAUACAUAUAAAUAGAAUAAUAAAGCUAUAUGUAUCGAUUAUGCAAAAGCUACGUUACAUAAGUUGAUAAAGUUUUGUAGAAAAGUUUUGCAGAAAUCUCUUAGGUUUAGUACGUCGUACUAGAUCGCUCGUUUGCCAUUUCUUUGCCGGUUUUGUUGAUUAAAAUUACUUUGAUCGAAUAUAAAGGUUGCAACAAAAGAUAUUAAAAAUACGGAAUCUGUCGAAACGAAAUAACGUUGCAUCGUUAAAUUUAGUCGAUUAUUAACAGCGGAUAAUGCGAAUAAAACGCAUUCCGUUCAAUAUAAGUGAAUUUUCUAAAUUACUGUAUCUUUCAAUCAAUUUUUUCAUCCGAGUUGUAGGACAAAUUUCUUUUCUCAUGGAUGCACGAAAGUUAGUAGGAUAAAGUACCAUGUACGUUCAUUGCAGUUGUAUUAUUGGCACGAGUUCGAACGAUUACAAAUUGCCCGGUACAUUCUUAUCGUGGACAAAUUUACGAGCUGUAAUGUUGCAACCGUAGUCGACUCGAAACUGUACAUUACCAUGCAUCGGUACUUGGGUAACUGAUGCAAUUUGAUCAAGUGUUUGAUAUUUUCGUUACAGUUUCGAAGAACGAUCGCAGAACAUUUUCCUAUUAUUCAUUCACUACCUCCUCUUGUCCUAAUUGGGAUCGCAUUCCCUGCUAAAUUUUAACUAAAGUACGGAAUAUAUCCGCAUUAUCGAAUUUACAAUGUAAUUAUAAAACACACAGGUACUUUGGUCGAUCUAGGAUCCUAACAUUAAACAGAUACGUUUAAAGUUACCUAACUGACGCAGCGUAAAUUACCCUAUACUAAUUACAUGUACAUUGUUGGCUGUACGAUCAGAGACUACAGAAUUAGACGAAAAAGUUUCGUUCGAAAUACAUUUUCCACGUUUGCGGUAAUUUAUCAGUGUCUAAAUAUUUAUGGAUGGUAGUGUACAUGGAGCAACACGAUAUGAACAUUGUGCUUUACCGUGUCGUAGCUUCGAAUUGACGGCGUCGGUGUAUUAGAGCGGUAUAACGAUGACUGCUGGUGCCGGACGAUAAAUUUUAGAAAAUCCUCGAAAUAGAAUGGCGGACGAGAGGAGUGGCUCCCUGUGAAAAAGCCAGCGGCACGACCUUGGCUCAUCUAUAGAUUGUUGCUGCGUCUAAAUUCGUACCACUCCCGUGUGCACGAACAAUCAUAAUGUUUCCGCAACGAUACAUCGUCCACCGAUGCUCCGAAAGUAUAAAGAACGUUAGACGAGUGACUUUCCUCGUGUCACGAAAUCAUUCUUGCGUCGUACUCCUGUUAAUUCGUUUUUUAGAUACAACAAUGAACAUCCAUCCGAUGUUCGAUCUUUCGCCAUACCGAAACCCGAAACUUCAUAGUUACUUACGUUCGCCUCGUUUUCGUCUAAUUAUUUUUAUCCUUCCUAUCUACGAUAAUAAUUCUUUGGCAACCGAACCGAUCUUCGCUUGAAAAUUUCUCUGUGCGACUGUGUAACUCAUUGGCAAAAUACCGUCGAUCCGCGUUAUUCGCUUGGCCACGGAGCAACAGCGAGAUGAUUUCCUUCGGACGAACAACGAUACUUUGCUUCUCAUCGAUUGCUUUUAUUUGAUGGAUAUUUUUGAAGUGUACAACUAUCUAAUUAGACGACUCGAUACGACAAUUCUAACGAACGUCAACCGACAUAGACAGCCAGAUAUCUUUGUCGGAAAAGAACCAUCCGAUUUUCCUCUGUCCAAGUAUAAAAUCGCAGGUAAUAUAAAGGAAAUCUUAAAGCCAUAAAUCUUGCUGCCUGUUAGCGUGUGACUAAAGCGUUCGCGAAUUGCACAGAGUGUGUUAUUGCUUAGAAAGCGACGGUAUCGAGUUUCUUCGGCGAGAACCGCGAUGUUGUAGGAGAACCGCGGUGAGUCAGCUAGGUGAUUAACAAUUGAUCGCGAUACGUAUUUCAUUCGCCAUGGAAACGUAUAUUUACGUCUGUUCGCUUGGCUAAUAAAGAGCAGGGCGAUCUGAAAAAACGCGGUGUUCGUAAGACGGAUCGUGCUUGGAAAGGUUAAAAGGCCGCGUUUCCCGUGGCUGUUAUCUCGCUGACGGGCGUCAGAUGGUGGAUCUGUCUAGUUCACAGAUGUCACGGUGACUCGUGUUAUCGUGUGAAUUAUCUCUGAAUUUUUGCAUAAUAUUAGCGCGAUGAUUCAUGCGUGUCGAAUCGAAUAAAACUGUUUCCUCCUCGAAGAAGAAGAAGAAGAAGAAGAAGAAGAAGAAGAAGAAGAAGAAGGAGACGAAGAAACGCCCGACGGAAAUUAUUUAUCGAUAGUUGUCAAAUUAUUUCUUUUUUUUACGAACCAUUUUCCCGUUAUGCUUUCAUCGACGUUCGUUAUGAUAGCAACGUUUCGUCAGAGGAUGUUUCAAAGGAAGAUGUUUAUUAGGCGUCGAAUAUACCUAAUCGUUGUUCGAUCGGAAAGUAAAAAGACAAUGAGAAUGCCGAGGCGAUGAUCUGUUCGGUAUCUGGUCCGAAAAGUUUCGCUCGGAAAUAUCACGAAUUUUCUCACAGGUGGAUCGAUCGCAAGCAAGAUAAACGCGAGGAUGAACUUGGCUACGACCAAACUUCAACGGUUUAUACGUGUAGGCUGUUCGUAAGAAAGAAAAAGUUACGCUAAUUAACGGCAAGUUGAAAUCUGAAAAUAUGCUUUGCUGGAGAACACGGCACGUAAUCUCGUAUCGGCUUGGAUACAAAGGAAAUUAAUUUCGCUACGUGUAUAAUCGACGCGAAGGAAACAGCGUUCUAUUGGUUCGUGUAAUUUGUUAGCAUCGCGACCAUUCACGGUUCGCGUAUAUAGUUUCUAACGUUAUAGUGAGGCACACAGUCUGUGGAAGACAAGUUCACUGAUUGAAACGGAAGAAGAUUUACGGCAUUCCAUCAACGGUUAAUCGAACGAUAUUAAUUCGCAGUCUACUUGUUACGCUGUUAGAUCGUAGGAGAUCGAGACUAGAGCUGCGUGGGUCCAAAGUACGUUAAUAGGUAACACCGAUCAGCUGGAAAUCUUUAUUAAUAGCUGUGUCUCGCUAACGAACCUAUCGUGGCGCUCCUUCGCGUACGAUCGACGUGAAAAUUUUCGUACUUCCCAAGAUAGCUUGUUUCAGAUACAAGGCGCGCAGCGUUUCUACUGUCGCGUGUGAAGUCGGUACUUCUUGUUAUUUUUAGCGUGUCUCCAUCGUGCAAGUUUCUAUUUUCAACACAAAGUGGUUCCUUACCGUCGUUUAUCUCUACAUAUGCGUUAAGUUAGAAUAAUAAGCUACGCAUAUAUUUUACGAUUACCACGAGAACAAGCGGAUGUGCUCGACGAGGGUACGGUAUCGCGUGCUGUGCUAACUCGUCGAUUGAACGCGUCGACCAACAAGUUAAAUUCAACAAAUAAAUUAAACCAUAUCUGCCCGCCUCCCAUCCCUCAGGAAUAAGUUUCUUCUUCGACGAUGCGUAAAAAUGCGAAUGGUUGAUUAAGUAUUUCGUUGGGUAUCGUUGGUGACGGGUUGUAAAUUCGUCCGACGCUUAUACAGCGACGAACAUCGAUACACCGUCUUUCUUUAUCUUUGUUGAAUCAUGUACAGACGUCGGUGAAUUGUAGGAACAAUUUAUACACGACUUUGAUCUUUUAUUUGUUUGUUUGAAAAGUUCAUAGCGUUUUUUCACGAUCAGUGUUAAUCUUCUCAACGUCUUAAAUUCGUUGAAACUAAUUUUUGGUAGCACGAGAGAAACAUAUGCACGAAUAUUUACAUAAUUUCUACAUGUGACACGUAUAAGUAAAAAUAGAAAUAGAGAUAACUCGAUGUUCUAUAGAACGCGUACAUAUGCUUUUUUUAGCAAAUGUAAUACCUUCUGUGUAAAGGAAGGAUUAAGUUCUGAUACGUAUCUGGCGUUUCGCUGAAAUAUAUAGCGAAAUGUUGAAUUCACGCUGGUCGAACAUUACAUACACAAAUUAAAGAGAAAAGUGUUUUCUCCUCUCCUACUGUAAAAUUUUUCUGAAACUUCGCUACGAACUGUUCGAACAAUCCCCAUAUGUAUUUGUUUAUCCUAACGCAAAAGCGUUGUAUAUUUUCCUCACGUAGUAAUACGUUUCAAAUUCAAAGAUAGCCAAAGCUGAGAGAUAACAUCGACAAAUGCUUCCAUUCUUUUUGGAACGAAAAAUUUUACAUCUGUAAGCACCAGUUGUUGCAAAUUCUAUUAAUUUCAUGGACAUGGAUUGUCGCGUAUCUGCUGUUUCCCGAAUUGGUUCCAUUUUGAGCGAAAACCACGUGCAACGUUAACCAACCAACCUUUAACCGACAAUUUUGCAGCUUGAUUGGAACUUUAUAUUCGCAAAAUUUUUGCACGAAAUCUUGAAACACGUCGAUUCUCGCAUUGCUUAGAAAAUUUCAUGUUCGAACGUUUAAGGGGUUGAUGAUAUAUUAAACUUUAUGUAGGCAUUCGGGUUACUGCGAAUUGUUUAAUAAGGUUCAGGUGUAAUAUAGAUGUAUAGUCGGUUUAUUUUGUUAAUGCGUUUUUCAACAACGGGCGGAUUUGUAGCGAUAGAAUACAGAAAGAAGGAAUCAGAAAUGUAUUAAAACGUAAUUGUUACGUUUUACGGAUAAAAUGCUUCUGAGAAGUGGACAAUGUUUGCCGAGUUUAUAGCGAUUGUGGCGGAAGUGUAAAACUAACGUAAAAUGUAACGAUAAAUGUUAUGCGUGAAUAUUUGAUACGUAAUUCAUAGUUUAAUUAGAAAGCUUUAAUUAAAAAUAGCAAAAAUAUUAAGUGGCACGAUUCGUUCCGAAAUUUUGAACAUUUGGAGAUAUUCUGUAUAUGUGGUUCAGAAUUGAACGUUACCGAAUAGCAUCGAGCAUAAUUCGACAAAGAUACAUUUUUCUCAAUCUCUACGAAAAUACAUAAUAACAAUACGUUCUAACAUUGGUCGAUGGAUCGUGAAAUUUUAUACAUUUACAGGAAACUUGAGGGCGUGAAAAUGCACAGAAUACAUACACAGAUUCGAUUAUUGCGUUUCUCUACGAUAGAAUCUAGACGCGAUUUUAGUUGGCUCUUCUCGCUUCAGUUUUGAACCACUUGGUCAAUUUCAUGUCAUUUUAACGUGCGUAAAACGGAUAAGGGGAAAGAACAAGGAACGUUAGGAAAUAAUUUUAUCGAAGAAGAUGAACUUUGAUGUUCUGGUCUGCCAAUAAAAAACAAGGUUCGGUAAAUUUAACUAUAUUGUUUAUGACGCGAUGUUUUUUUACCAGGAAUCGGUGAAAAUACGAAUAAAACGAUAAUCGUUCCACGUUAUGUCGAUGUUUCUCCAGUCGUAAACUGCGCAACGUUGGAACAAACUGAGAAAUGUCUGCUUCCAUUAUUAUCAGGACGAGAAAUAUCCAAUCGUUUUAUUAAUAUGUACUUAGAUGCAUCGUUACGCGCUCGCAUGUUACGUAUGUCGAUCGCGUAAUUCGAUCUUAGACAAACGAAAAAUAAUAGUGGUAGUGGUAGGAAAUUGGCAACAUUUUCUGUGUCUUGUUUCACCGAUCUUGUUUUUAACCGGUACGCCAAACAAUCAUUUUUAAGCGAUGUCGUUUUAUAUUUCUGCUUCGUAAUCCAGAAAUCCAAGAUACGUUAUACAUGGCAGAAUCAGCGAAAAUAGAAAUUCCAUGUUUUUUCCCUUCGUAUCUAAAUCCGUGAUCCAUAAGAGUGUACGAAUCGAUAUCGUUAUUAAUUCGUCGCUGGCAGAAUUUGAAAAACCGUCUCUUAAUAACGUUGUCUCGUGUAUAGCCGAUAGCGUUUUUGGUGUACGUUUAGCGGAACCGGCAAAUUGUUUUUCCAUUCGCAUCGCCGUGCAGAGAAGCACGCGUGUAGGCAGAGCACGUAACGACCAAAGGAAGGCGAUUCGAAUGCUUCAGGCAUUCGUCUGAACGGAACGAGUAUGCGUGAUGACCUGCCAAUUGUCGGCUCCAAUCGUUUGCAGGCUCUUGAAGCGUGCUUUUUGUUAAUAGCGCUCGUCGAAGCUUGUUAAACUAGCAGCAGGCCCAGCUGUCAUUAAAUGUGUCGUAUACGUGCUGUGUUAUCUUUCCGAUGUCGAUACCAGUUGGAAAUAAUUAAUCCCGGUCGCCCGUACGUCCCGUGGAUCGUUUCGAGUCGUCAUCGAGCUUAACUCGCGAUUAGAGGGAUCGAUCCUUUCGCUUUGAGUUUCAGCUUGACUCGGUUUAACCGUUUCUUGUUCGGUGAACGACGAACGCUCGUAGUCGUCCGUCGUUCGAAAAUUUCACGUCCAUUCGCGAACGAAAUUGAACUCGCUAACUGGCAAGAAGGCACGAGGUUUGCACGUACGUUUGGAUGACGCUAUCGGGAUCCGCGCGUCGUUUCAGGGUUAAAUUGACUCGAGCCGCAACUCCUACGAAACGAUCUCUCGAAGGCAACCGACCGAAGCCACCGCUUUUGCGAGUAGAUCGCUGUUAAAAGGGGCGAUCAUGGGUUUAAAGAGCGGACAGCUAAUUGUACGAUUCAUCCUUCAGCCACAGGAUCUUUCCUUAGUGGAACGCAGAUAGAGUUUGAUCCUCGGCAGACCCAUCCGAUUCCAGCGUUUAGCUAUCGCGAGAUGGCGAAAACCGGUGUUUCGGCGUGUAAAACUUUCGUUUUCGCGGCCAGCUGCGAAUCCAGAGAUGUAAUACACAGCGGAGGAAUUUGAAGUUGCAGAACCUCGACGAUGGAACCAAAGUCGCUUAAUACGUAUAUAUUUUUCUGGAGUGUUUAGGGCGAGAGGAAAACGUAUCGUCGUUGUGUAACUUAAACUUAAACGAAGAGAGAUCUGUACGUAACCUUUGGUUAGUUAGUCACUCGUCGUUAAAGUAGAUCGUCCACCGAGUCCAGUAGGCAAAUGUCUCGCACGAAACGACAUCUCACGCGAUCUUUCAAGAUUAUUUAAACAAAAGAAAGAAUGCUGUACCCGUUUUAGUGUACUCCUGAAUCGUUCGACCGUUAUCGUGAAGCUAUCGUUUAAGUGUCAACCUGUAUCGAGGUACCUUUUUGUGGGCCGCAUACUUACUGUUGCUGCUGCUGUUGCUGGAACAGACGCAAGAGGGAACGAAAAGAAACCACGAAACGAUGCUUGUGAUCGUUCGAUGACCGACCAUUUGCUCGCCCAGGCAUCCAGCUAGAAACUACGAACAAAGAGGCAACCGAGAUCACAUGUUGUUGAUCGAGUAUCUCAGCUUCAGAUCGCCAGUUUAGCGAUGCGCAAACAAAUGUAACCUAGAAGAAUCAAAAUACGCGAAUACCCGUUGCCAUGAUAUACCGUUGAAAGGAUCGUUGAACCAGCCUUUAGCGAAUACAAUAAACGUUAAACUAGUUUUCAAAGCAAUAAUUACGUGGCAAGGGACGAACGUUGAAUCGUAUCGUAUCGUAUCGUAUCGUAUCGUCAUUUCGAUGUACGUUUCGCUGUUUCUUUUCGAUUCGCAGCUAUGAUCGCCCGUAAGGAUGUACCUAUAAAUUAAAUGAAUAUAAAUAUAAAUAAAUAUAUAAAUAAGUAAAUAUAUAUAUAUAUAUAAAUAUAACGAGGAAGAAAUAAUAAAGAAUCUAAAUGCGGAUCGAAGUCGCCGAAUUACCUGAGGUUCGCUGCAAUUCGGCCUCUUUGACGUCUAUGAUCCGUGACAAUACGGGUCAAUUGUAUAUGUAUAAAUAUAGAUAAUUCUACCGAAUCGUGAACCGAAACGUGGCUAAGUCUGUCUGUGAAUAUAAUAUCAAGUAUGUAAACAAAGAUGUGUUUUAGGCUAUUUGUAUUUAAACUAAUUUGAGCUGAUUGUUUACGUAUCCCUGGUACUUACGAGUGAUUAUACGAUAAAUAUAAAUAAAUUAAUUAAAUAGUUAA
Molecule: messenger RNA, 31406 nt
Organism: Bombus terrestris (buff-tailed bumblebee)
Lineage: Eukaryota; Metazoa; Arthropoda; Insecta; Hymenoptera; Apidae
Gene: Pka-C1
Product: cAMP-dependent protein kinase catalytic subunit 1
Exons: 1
Coding region: 1123-2184 (353 amino acids)
Biological process (GO): peptidyl-serine phosphorylation
Cellular component (GO): nucleus; cAMP-dependent protein kinase complex
Molecular function (GO): cAMP-dependent protein kinase activity; ATP binding
Source: RefSeq, a predicted model, not a curated record